This is a messenger RNA of Paramisgurnus dabryanus, 1361 nucleotides long. Lineage: Eukaryota; Metazoa; Chordata; Actinopteri; Cypriniformes; Cobitidae. The record is from RefSeq and is a predicted model, not a curated record.
UAGCUCUGACAGAAAGAGUCUGUACCUGCCCACCUGGAUACAUUAUAAAGGGGAGAGGAUGUAUAGAUGAAGAUGAGUGUAAAUAUGAUGAAGAGCCAAUCUGUGGAGAUAAUGCAGACUGCUACAACACAAAUGGUAGCUACUACUGUCACUGUCAAAAAGGAUUUAAUCCACCUGGAAACUUUACACGGCUCUCUCCAAAGAUAUGCGAGGACAUCAAUGAAUGUUUGGAGGACAGCAUUGAUUGUGGUCCUAAUGCAAUCUGUAAAAAUACUAUAGGAAAUUAUACAUGCUUAUGUGAUACUGGCUACAUUGCCAACAAUAAUGCAGAGACAUUUAUGGACAGACAAGGAGUUCAGUGUAUUGACAGAAAUGAGUGUGAAGAUUCUGGUUUCUGUGGUAUAAAUGCGAGAUGUCAUAACACCCCGGGCAGUUACCACUGCACAUGUGCUCCAGGCUUCAGACUGAGAUCAGGACAAACUAACUUCACUGAUCCCAGUACAGACAGCUGUGAAAGUAUAUUUCACACUGACAAGUACAUCUGUGGAGGAAAAUUCUUCAUAAACAGCAAAGCUUCAGUGAUCAAGAUGACUCACAGUUCCAAGAUCAGCACUGUUUUCAGUUUUAUUGCUUGUUUUGUGGGAGUAACAUUGCUUGGCCCUUCGCAAUCAAACAUUCCAGAUUGUUGUGUAAUAAAUUGGAAUUAUAUGCCAGAUCAUGAAGUUUUUUAUGGAGAGGUGUGCUAUUAGUUAUCUGAGUAAUCUUAUUAAGUCUUUUGCACAAUCAAAAUAAAAGUUCUACUUUUUGGUUAGACGUCUCAGUUCAGUUCUGGUUCUUCUUCCUAAAAUCAUUAAAUCAUUAAUCUUAGUUAUACCAUAUUAAAGACCUAUCUUCUUAUAGAUUAAACAUAAAGCUGACAUAAAACACGCUGUUUCUGCAUUUCUGAUGUUAAUCUGAACUACCUAUAGAGUAGUAUUACAUCCUUUAUAUCUCCAAAGAGGCUUUAGUUCAAUCAGAAUUAUAAAAGAAAGAUUAACUUUACCGAUUCUUUCUGAUAAUGUACGAAAAAAUGAAGAAGGAGGAGUUGCUACCACGGGAGGAGCAAGUACACAGUCAUGCAACACAGGAUACAUCCCUGUUUAUUACACGGCUCUCUGGAAUGCUUGAUUCUGAUUGGUCAGUUGAGACAUUUGCAGGUUCGUUCUUUUCAAAUAAUAACCGCUCCAAAUUAAUAACGCAUAGCCGGACUACUUGCACGAGUAAAAUCGCUCCGCGCCAAUAAAGAUCAAUAAGAUCUUUAUCUGUUUGGCGCCAUCUUGUGACAAACACUGGACAACCACGACAAGACACAGAGAGCUUAC